Paramecium primaurelia is the source of this 2699-nucleotide messenger RNA. The record is from the annotation of a GenBank genome assembly. NCBI's taxonomy places the organism in Eukaryota, Ciliophora, Oligohymenophorea, Peniculida, Parameciidae.
AUGAUGAAACAAUUAAAAUAGCCUUCUCAAAUAAUUAAGAUUAUUUAAAAUAACAAUAGUCAUAAUAUAUCAGAAAUAAUUAUUGUUUAAGAAUAUUCAUUGGUACAAUUAAAGGAAAAUGAGUUAAAUCUAAUUUAUUAAGCUAAUGAAAAAAUAGUUGAUGCAGUUCCUAUUCAAUAUCCAUUAAAUUAAUCUUAAAUUGCCAUUUUAUAUCAAAGUGGUCAUAUUGAAUUAUAUUAACCUAAGACUAAUUAAAUCACAUUAUAAUUGAGUUUGAAAGGUUAAUUAAAAAUGCCAUAUAAAUUAUUUUAUGUUAAGAAUUUCCUAUAUGCAUCUGAUUAUAUAUAAGGAAUGAUUAUAAUCAAUUUAAGUAUAUAAGAAGAAUAGAAUUUCAUGAAAAAGGAUGUAAGAAUAAUAAGUGUAAAUGAAAUAGAAGACCAUACAUUAAUAUUUUAUUAUACAACCAAAAAAUUAAUAUAAUAUGAUUUAAAAACUUAUUAAGAGAUUUGUUUACUUGAAAAUUAAUAAAUAUAAAGAUUUUCGAACAUAUCUAAAUUAUUUGUAAAAAAUAAUAUAUUAGUUACUUAUUCUUAUUAAACACUUUCAUUUUACUAAUUAAAUCCAUUCAAAGAAAUUAAUAAUUAUUCAAAACUAAUAAAUAAUAAAAUAAUAGAUAUAUUAGAAUAUGGAUUAAAUAAAAAUUAAUAUUUAAUAAUUCAAGAAAAUGGUUAAAUUGAUUUAAUAACAUUAAAAACUGAGUAAAAAGUAAGCAAUCAUUUAAAUGUUAUCAAAUUAGAUGUUGAAGAAAUUCUAUUGAGUUAUUUACUAAAUAAUGAUUUAUUAAUUACAGUUUCAAAAGAUGGAAUUUCAGUAUUUGAUGCUAAUUUUGUAUUAAAUUUCCAAUUAUAAUUAUGUAGAAAUAUGACUAAUCUAUUUGAAUUUCAAAAUAAUUUAUAUGCUAUUAAAUAGUAUAAUGAUUAUAGUAAACCAUUUGUUCUUAAGAAUAUAAAAAAUAUGAAAGAAAAAUAAAUUAUUACUAAAUUUUCUUAAACAUUAAUAAUCAAAUAAAUUUUGUAAGUAGAUUAAUAUUUAUUAAUUAUCACUAAUAAUUAAAUUUAAUUAUAUUUAGAUAUUCAAUAAUUAUAAGUGUUAAAUUAUUAAUGCUAAAUACAAUAAUGUAUGAUACUAGAUAAUUAAUAUGUUAUAUUAUCAAAUGAUUAAAAAUUAUAAUUAUAUCAUAUAUAAAAUGAUAAAUUAUAAUUGUUAGAUCAAAUAAAUUAGGAUGCAAUUGUAAUUAAAUCUCAUUUUAAAUAACAUUAAUUUACAAUAUUCAAUAAUAAUGGUUAUAUUUAAUUAUAUCAAAUUGAACAAAAUAAAUUAAUAUUUAAAACUUAAUCAUAAUAAUAUCUUGACUUAAGUAGUUAUUAUAUAGAUUAAUAAUAUUUGAUAAUUUGUAGAUUUGAUUGUUAAUUAACUCAAUUUAAAUUUUAAGGAGAAGUAGAAGGAAUUCCACUUUAAACAUUUUAAAUGAAUUCAAUAGCUAUAUUGAUUAAUUACAAUAAUAUUACUAAUGAAUAUAUAGUUUUUUGUUAAAAUGGAUAAUGUUAUGUAUUUGAUAAUUAAUUAAAUGUCAAAAUUAUAAAUAAUCCAGUUGGUAUUAAUAAUAUUGUAUAAGAAAUAUAACAUUUUAAUAAUUUCUACCUUAUAACUAUUUUAUAAUAAAGAUCAAUUAAAUACUUAGUUUUUGAAGAAAUGAAUGACUAUUAUAUUUCAAUUAAGGAAAAUGAUUCACUUUUUUUAAGUAAUAAAAAUGAACUUUAUUUAUUAAAUAAUCAAAGUUUGGAUAAAAUAAGUUUAAGAGAUUAAGAAAUAGGAUACUUAGAUGUAAAUAUAUUUCCAAAAUAAGAAUAAGUUUUAUUAUUAAAAAAUAAUAUACUAAUUACUUAAAAUUGUGUUUAUAAAUAUUUUGAUAAUUCAUUUGAAAUAAUUCAAGAUUUUGGAUAAGAAUAAAAAAGAAUAUAUAAUGCAGAUAUUGAAGGGGAAAAUAUAGGAUUAUUAUUAAAUGAUUCAUCUAUUUGUAUUAUGAAUGCAAAUCCAAAUAGAAAAAUAGAUGUGAGAAUACAUAAAAUAAAAGAAGAAUAUAAAUAUUAAUAGAUAAAAUUGUCAAAAGAUAUUAUUAUAUUAACAUAUUAAAAUUAAGUAACAAUCUAUUCAUUAAAUAAAUUUGAUUAAUUAGAGUAAUUUAAAGCUAUAUAUCCAGAUAAGAAUUUUUGUAAAGAUGAAGAAAUAAUUUAGAUACAUAUAGAAACACAUUCUGAAUCAUAAUUAGUAUUGAAUUUAUUAAUUUAAUAAGCAGGAAUAGCAAUAGUAAAUUUAAAAAUAAAUAAAUAUAAUGGAGUUACAUAGGUUAGAUUAAAUAAAGUAAAUUAUAAAUUAUUAUUAAAUAGAAAAUUUAUUCUCCUAUUGAUGUUUCUGAACAUUUAAGAAUGUAAAUGCUUUAAACAACAUGGCAAUUAUUUAAUACAAAAAAUGAAUGUUAAGUUUUUAAGCAUGUUCAUAAUUUCUUUGAUUCUAGUCUCCAACCUAUUUAAGAGAAACCAGAAAUAAUUAAUGAUUAUGUCAUAGAUUCAAUAUAAUUUAAUGGAGUUAUAUAUUAUUUAGGUAUAUGUGGUGCUUUAUGGAGUUUACACUUGGACUGA